This is a messenger RNA of Laccaria bicolor S238N-H82, 4819 nucleotides long. RefSeq lists its product as uncharacterized. Lineage: Eukaryota; Fungi; Basidiomycota; Agaricomycetes; Agaricales; Hydnangiaceae. The transcript is spliced from 28 exons. Gene Ontology annotation, molecular function: ATP binding; protein binding; eukaryotic translation initiation factor 2alpha kinase activity. Bases 1 to 4680 code for a protein of 1559 amino acids. Gene Ontology annotation, cellular component: cytosol. Gene Ontology annotation, biological process: regulation of translational initiation by eIF2 alpha phosphorylation; DNA damage checkpoint signaling. The record is from RefSeq and is a predicted model, not a curated record.
AUGGAUUCCACCGAAGAAUUGCAACAGUUAGAAAUCACUGCGUUAAGGUCCAUCUACGCCGAAGACUUUGUUGAAUGUCCACCACCUAAAGCUUGGAAGUCUUUGAUUCUGAAGGUCGUGCAGGGUGCUGGUAGAUUGCCACAGUUUAUCAUCAAGGUCCCACACCCGGAUCCAGCGCACGCAUCGAAAGUGAACGCACAACUUCUUGUCAAAUUUCCGAAAACAUACCCACACCUUGCAUGUCCUACAUUUACGCUACAGAAGCCCGCAAAAGGCUUGACGAACGAACAAUUAACGAAGCUAUCACAAUCUAUCAAUGGAGAGGCGCAGAAACUUCGGGGGUCGGAGAUGGUAUUCUCGAUCGUCACGUUCUGUCAAGACUGGAUAUCGAACAACGUAACGCCCCCAGUUGAGGUUGUCGGUUCUUUGGCAUUACAAAUGAACCAGCGUGCAAUGGAUGAGGAGAAGGCACGAAAGCAAAGGGAAGCAGAAGAAGCAGAGAGGGAACAAGACAGAGCCGUUAAAGCUGCGCAAGAGCUCGACGAGCAAAUCCAAGCGGACCAUGCAAUGCGCCAGCUCAUCGCUCGGGAACAACAAUACAAGGCGAGCCGGAAACGCGCUAAUUCAGAGGCGACGGAGGUUCCUCUGUCGAGCGAUACCCCGAUAGAGACGUUCAGUCAUGAGGUGGAGGUCGGUGACGUGUAUUUCAAUACGGUGAAGCUGUUUCAUCCCCGAACGGACGGGCUUGGGGUGGUGUAUAUGGCUGAUCCGAUGGUGGAUGACGUGAGCACUACGCUCCCAUUGGAGUUGUACGUCGUGACGUUCGAGGACCCAUAUUAUUCGUCCAACCAGGGACGGAAGAAGCUCAAACAAGUCGAAGCCGAGAUCCAGCGCCUCACGACCGUCCGGCACCAGAAUCUCAUCAGCGUUUUCGCCGUCAAAUUGAACAUACCGCACUCCAGCGGACCUCCGCAGCUGAUGGUCCUCUCGGAGCAACGUCCAGCGUUGACGCUACACGACGUACUGCAGGAUUGUGAUUCUCUGAAGGAGGAGAGGGCUUCAGAUUAUCUGGGCCAGAUAUUGUCAGGAUUGAACGCUGUGCAUGGUGCGGACCUAGUCCAUCGAGGUAUCAACGCGGGGUGUAUCGGUCUUGCGCCGAGGGACACUCCUUCGUCUUCAAAGCUCGUGAAACUGGCAAGGGUGGCGUACCAUACUCGGCUUCUGGACCUGCAUCGCUCAAACUCCUUUGGCCCGCACACGCCCCCAGUGGCGGAUGAGCCUCAGAUCUCUGACGAGUGGCUAUCGAAGGACGUGAAGAACGAAUCAUCGUUACUGUACACUCGCCAACGAGACCUCCACGCAGUAGGCAUCGUUCUGCUCCAGAUGCUCAUGAGCUUGAACGUCACAGAGAUAUUCCCAGACGUCCAGGGUGCCAUCUUCGCUCUAUCCGCUUCCCCCGUACUUGCAAGACAAGCAUCUUCCAUGCUCAUCCCCCCUAAGAAAGGUCAAGUGACCUGCUUGUCCCUGCUGUCUGAAUUGGCAGAAGCGUCAUGCCAGAGCCCAGUGACGGGUAGGAACCCGAAGACACCGAUGAACUUUGGUUCACCCGAUCUGGAGUACUUCAGGAUGCCGGCAUCUGCUGCCCGCUCGCAUACCAGCCGGUGGAAGGAGGAUUGGGAGGAGCUGGAGUUGUUGGGCAAAGGCGCCUUUGGCUCAGUCGUCAAAGCUCGAAAUAGGAUCGACUCGAGGAUCUACGCAGUUAAGAAGAUCCGUCUCCGAACAAUGCAAAGCGACAGCAAGAUCUUCCGCGAAGUCAACGCUCUCAGCCGGCUCUCCCAUCGUUUCAUCGUCCGGUACUACACCACCUGGGUCGAGACCGCCGAACCCACAUCCACCGCCGCCUCAGACGACUCCAGUGCGGAAUCAACAGAUGAGGACGGGAUGACCUCUGUCCCCCACCCCAUGUCGAAUGGAGGCCGACUUAACGGCGGGUUUAGCAUCAACAUCGAGGACUUUGAUGAUCUCUCCGAGUCGAGGUCGUCGUUCCCUAGUAUACAUUUUGAUAGAUCGAUGUCGCCGACUGGAGAGGAUACUAGUAGCGGGGAGGAGGAGGGGGACGAUGCUUUUGGGAGUCUGUUCAAGUCUUCGGGAAGUUCGAGUAUGGUGCAGGAGUUUGUUGAGCGUCAGACGUUGAAGGAGAGACUUGAUGAGGGUAUCUCGGAGGAUGAAGCGUGGAGGCUGUUCCUGCAGAUCGUUGACGCCCUUGUUCACAUGUCUACAUUAGGCAUCUUGCAUCGUGACAUCAAGCUUACCAACAUCUUCAUUGGCAAGUCGAACGUUCACUCCUAUGCCAAAGGAGACUGUAAAGUUGGUGACUUUGGCCUCGCAACAUCUAGUCUGGCCGCUGUCGACCCGUCGGAUGUGUCUCAUCAUGUAGCUACCCUCGAAGCUGAUAUGACUUUGGAGGUCGGUACCCGCCUGUACAUCGCCCCCGAAGUUCAGUCCAAGAAACGAGGACCAAGGAAUCACAACAAGGCUGACAUGUACAGUCUUGGUAUCGUGUUCUUUGAGAUGAACUACAUGUUCUCAACGGGCGCAGAGCGGAUUGUCGUCCUGGAGGAUCUGCGGAAACCGGGCGUUUUCUUCCCCCACGCAUGGGAAGCUCAUCGAACUCGGCAGCGAGAUAUUAUUACCUGGCUCCUUCAGCAUGAUCCUGACAAGAGGCCUACGGCGUUGGAACUUUCUCAGAGCCCGCUACUCCCCCCUCGUUUGGAGGAUGAGUUUUUCAAAGGGGCGCUGAAGCUGAUGGCCAAAUCCGACUCACCUUAUCACCAAGCCGUUCUUACCACCUUGUUCAACCAACCUGUCAGGCCGUCAAGAGGCGUCCUCUACGAUCUCGAAGCUGACCCACCUGAGCACGCCUCUUUGAAUGACACCGUUCAAGACCGUUUGGCUGCGAUCUUCCACCUUCACGGAGCUGUGGCUAUGGAGCCGCCCCUUCUCAUGCCUGUUCUGGAUCCGGAGGACGAGAAGAGUCGAGCAACGUUCGUCGACCGUCAUGGGGAUGUCGUCACAUUACCCAACAACAUCCUCGUCCCUUUUGCGAGGCUCGCUGCUAGGGGGAAUAUCAAGCGGAUCAAGCGUUAUCAUAUCACCAACAUCUAUAGACCUAAUCCCGUGGCGGGUCAUCCACGAGUCUCAAAGGCCGCUAUAUUUGAUAUUAUCACGCAAGAUCUGGGGUCGGGCCUUGUCGCCGCCGGAGCUGAGAUCAUAGCCAUCGCGAAUAACUGUCUCAAUAGCUUUCCAAACCUUUCUCAGAACUACGACAUUCACAUCUCCCAUUCUUCUAUCGUCGAGUUGACGAUGAGCCGAGUACCUGCUGGACAGAGGGAUGCCGUCGUGGAAAUCAUCAACCAGUCGAAGUCUUUGCCAACCCAGAAGCGGGCGUUGUUAUUGAAGAAAGGUCUUCUUCGUAGCACUGCAGAGGAGCUGGAGAUAUUGUCGGAAACUGAUGACGAUAUCGAUGAUGUGUUAUCGAGGCUGGAGAAAGUCUCUCCCGCUCUCCUUUCGCUCUUGCAGCCUGCGGUAGAUGAGGUGAAGGCUACUUUGCAGUUCGCUUUGUCGGCCGGGGUUACGCGUCAAAUCUACUUUCAUCCUCUCAUGCUGGGUAGCCACCAUACACACUUCAAAGAUGGAGUCAUCGUGGAAAUCGUUCGGAAGAACAAGCACACGGACGUGCUUGCAGCUGGUGGCCGCUAUGACAACCUCAUCACUCGUUACUCCCCUCUGAAGCAAAAGUCCGAAAUUUGCGCUAUGGGCUUGCAAAUCGCAGUGGAGAAGAUUACGAUGGCGCUCGCCUCUUUCCAGGGUGCAUCCGUCAAGACCCUGGUCAAGGAAGGACGUUCGUUUGGCUUCUGGAGCCCGAGGAGAUGUGAUGUGUAUGUUGUUUCGUACCAUCCUGGGUAUUUGCAAGAUCGGUUAGAGGUUGUUGCGUACCUCUGGCAACACAAUAUCAGCGCCGAUAUUAUGUAUGAAUCGGGAUUGCCUGAAGCGGACCAUGAGAGCCACGUCGACCUAUGUGAAAGGGAGGGUAUCUUAUUCACUGUGUAUCCUCGUCCUCGCACGGGGCGUAGAGAUCAUCCCGCCUUCAAAGUCAAGAGCAUUCUGAAGGGCACUGAAUACGAACUCUCAAGACAAGAGCUCGUGGGAUGGCUACAACAUCAUAUCGCAGAACAGAAGCGAAUCGAUACUGCAACCUCUGGUGCUCCCGUCGUUUCCGAGAGUGUACCUGGACUCCUACCAACGAAGGACACCCCAGUCUCCUCUGACGUCCAACUACUCCUCCCCAUAGAUAUCAAGAAGCAGCGAAAGCAGGUCAAGCAACUUUUCCUUGACCGAGCUUUCGAGACCAGUACCCAAAUCAAGUCCGCCAUCCAGAGCGGCAUGCCCACGCUCGCCAUUGACGUCACGCCGACGAUUUUCGACGCCAUGGUCAAAUCGCAGAGUUGGAUUACGGACGAAGACGCCUGGAAGCCUAUUGCUGCUGCUUUCCCUACCCAACAUUCGGCUUACGCCCAACAACUCAGAGAGGCUAUUCUUAAACGCAGGUCGGAAGGCCACCCAUUUAUAUUGCUGUUCGCUGUUCGUGAGGAACGCGUUCAGCUGCUCACGCUUGCUUGAUUUUCAAGAUUGAUGAAUGUAUUACCAUUUCAUGUUUGUAACAACUAUACCUUUUUUGUAUCAUGACCCUCUAACCAAUCUUGUAAUACGCAUAACCAAUCUCAUCUUCUUUUCGCGCUUCUGCGUUUUGAAUUCACAA